Molecule: messenger RNA, 4767 nt
Organism: Tetrahymena thermophila SB210
Lineage: Eukaryota; Ciliophora; Oligohymenophorea; Hymenostomatida; Tetrahymenidae
Exons: 4
Source: RefSeq, a predicted model, not a curated record
AUGCAUAAUAAAAAUCUACCUAUAUUUGAACCUUUUCCUGUUAAUUCGAUAUCACCUAACUAAUUGUGUAAUAAUGCAUCAACUGAUAUAAUGAGCGUUUUUCAAUCUAACUAAAAAAAAUUAAUUGCUUUAAAUUUAAAAUCAUGUGGAUUUGGAAUUUAUGAUAUAACUUCACUUGAAAAUGAUAUAUUUCUUCUGAAGCAUUUUGAAUACUAACCAGAGAAGUAGAAUGUUUAAUAUUUAGGCACAACUGAUUAUCAAAAAUAUCUAUGGGUUGCAUAUGAAACAGGACUGUUAGAAAUUUAUGAUAUCUCUGAUUAACAGUUUCCUUUAAAAGUAAAUAUUCAGAUUACAUAUUAAGGAUAAUUAGAUGUAGUGCAUAAAGUAACUUAAUUUGAUGGGUUUAGCUUCAUAUUUUUAAGCUGCUUGAACAAUUUCAAAACAGCAGUUUGGCUUAAUGAUAAGAUUAUAAUAACAAGUGAAAUUCAUUUAAAUGAUUUAAACAUUUCUAAAAUAAUAUUGUAACCAUAAUAAAAUAUGUUAUUUAUUUAAGGAUAAAGCUCAAUUCAUUUUUUCAAAUAAACAAUUAAUGAAAUACAGCAAGGAAUAUUUCAUUACUUAUGCUCUUAUUAACCUUACCCAAAUAAUAUAUUAAGCUCGUUUGAAGUGAUGAAAUAAUUUAUUCUAAUCAUACAAAUCUAAUUCCAAGAAUACUUAAUGGUAGAUAUUUAGAAUUAUAUUGAAAGUUAUGAUGGAACAAAACCAAAUUUAAAUCUUGAUAUCCCUAAUCUACUCAUGAAUCAAUUCUAUUUAAAUAGGAACGGAGUAAUAAGUCUUUAAUCUUAUUUUGAGAAUAAAUUAAUUUGCUAUUUAGAAAGAAUACCUGGCACAACAAUAUUCUACUUAUUAUAGAAAUAACAAGGAAUAUAAAUUUUAGAUUUAAAAAAUGUUUCAAAUCCUUAAAUAUUAAAUCCUAGCUUAACUCUAGGUUAUUCAUCUGUCUAAUUUAAAUAUAUAGCAUUCAAUAGCUUAGCAACUUUUGGAUUUAUUUCAAAUUUAUCGAAUUUAAUAAUCAUUAAUAUUUUAAAUAGAGAAAACCCUUCUGUUCUUUCAAUUAUAAAUACUUCAUUUUACUUAAAUGGAGAUUCUAGCUUGGAGCAGUUUACAUUAUCUAAUGACGAAAGUCUUUUAUUUUUGUUUCCUAAAUAGUAUGGUAUUUUGAUUGCUAGCAUUUCUGAUAUCUUAAAUCCUUCUAUUGUUUUUAAGUUAGCUCAAAAGAAUAUUAAUGCUUUAGUCUAAACAUUAGACAAUUAUUUAAUAUGCAGCAUCGAAUUUUAAGGAAUCUUGGUUUAUUUUUUGAAUUCUAAUUUUUAAUUAACCUUUAUUUCUGACAUUCUAAUCCAAGGAGUCAUAAAUACUGCUUAGCUUAUUUAUAGUGAUAACUAUUUAUUAGUAGCAACUGCUGAAAGAAAUUAAAUAUACUUAAUUAAUUUAAAAAAUAAGACAAAUCCAUCUAUAAUUUAAAAUAUAGAAUUGUUAGAUAAUGACAUAGCUUGUUCCAUAGCUACUUAUUCUGAUGAAUAAUUUGCUUUUGUAUCCACAUAUUCAAACAUUUAUUAAUUAUUUCUUUAGAGUCCUUUUAUUUUCCAUCAGCAAAUAUACAAAAUAAUUUAAAUUCCAAACUCUAAUUAAUAUAAAAGAAUAAAUACUUUUGAUAAUUAACCUCUUCAGGUUGGAGAUUAGGUAGAUAUCUAUCUAAUUAAUAUCAAUAAUAAAAAUGAGCUAAAAAUAAGCUAAGCAUUUUACUACUAAAAUUUUAUAGCAAAAAAGUUACCUGAUUGGAUGAAAUUUUAAUUUUCUAACCAAGUCCUUUCAAUGAAAAUAUCUAAAGAUUCUCUUUUUAAAGACGCAAGUGGAAGUUACUCUCUUAAUUCAUUAUAAUAAGUAAUAUUUUUAGGCUAUCAAUAAUUACAAGAUGAUGCUUUCAUAAAUUAAAAUCUAUCUAUUGAUUAUAAUGAUUCACUAUUUUUAAAAUAAAUUUGCACAAAGUUAGGUUACUUAGAUAAAUAUGGUUUUGUUUCACCUUCUUAUUCACCUAAAAAUAUGUUUACACUAAGAGAGUAUUAAUAUACUAGAUAUUUUUCAAAAUGGAGUUAGACACAAAUUAAAUUAUAGUAACUACUCAAUUUUGUUUAAUUCACUUUAAAUUAAAAUAUAGUAAAUUAUGUUGUUUAAUUUGAAACUUAACCCUCGCUUAUUGUUGAUUUUGAUAAUCCCUAAAAUCCUAUUUAGUCAAAUUAAAAUCUAAUAACAUUAACACUUCAAACAUCAAUCGGCCAGUUUGUUUCCAAAAAUUACUCAGGAGUUAUAGAGAUCAUUAACUCACAAGGAGAUACAAUAAAACUUCAAGGUUCUGUUUUGAGCUUAAAUUAAGCACUUAAAUAAAAAAUAAAAUUAUUCCUAUAGGAUAUACAAUUAUUAAAUCAAGCUUAUAUAACUGUAACGAUUGAUGAUUCUAUAAAUUAUGAAUACUUUAAAAUUUUUCCUUUGAAUUAAGUUAAUUUUAUUUCUCUUGAAGCUCCUAUUUCUUUAUAUAGAAAUAUUUAAGAUGAUUUAAAUCAGUAUUAUGAUAAUGGAGAAAUAUAUGUUCUUACCCCUUUUAACUAUUAAAUAAAUGAUAGAGUCUUCAAAUAUGACAAAGAAUAAAAUAUAAUUUUUACUGCUUAAAUUUAAAAAGCUGAUGGAUAAUUUGAAGAUAUUCCAGCUAACUUUUGGCUUUAAUUUUCUACUAGAGAUCUUUCCUUUAAAGGCACACCAUCUACUUAAAUAUUCAAUACAGAGUAUGUGAUUUUAGUAUAGGCAACAGAUGGAUAUUCAAUUAUAUAAGUUAAGUUUAAAAUUAAAAUAAUUAAAGUCCCUUUUUUUUUAGUAAUAUAAAUAAUCCUUUAAAUUAUAGGACCAAUUAUCGGAUUAAAAAGCAUUUGGAAGCGUAGAAUGAAAAUUUUUAAUAUUUUUUUUGCAAAAUAAACGAAGUACACUUAAGAGUUAGCUUAUGUUUCAGAAUACUAUGAAAAAACCUUUAUGAUCACAGACAAUUUACUUUAUUUAAGUUAAAAGCUAUGGAAAAAUGUGAAUAUUUAAAAUUAUAAACAGCAAAUAAUAGAGUAAAUAAAUGGUGUUUUCUAAAAUGUUUAUUUUAGAAAUUAGAUUUUAUAAAAUUAUGAAUUUAUAUUUUAGCUUGAUGUGAACAAUAAGCCAUUAUCUGAAGAAAUUUCUAACUAGAUUAAUCCAAUUAUGAUAAAUAAAAAUCAAGAAGAGAUAGAAUCAUAAAACAACUAAUUAAAUAGUGUACUUUUAACUUAAAAUUAUACAAUUGAUUAAAAAUAAAUGAGGGAUAGUAGUUAAAUUUUACCCACUUAGUAAUCUAUUCUAGUUAACAAUGAUACAAAUAUUUAAAUUAAUAAAAUAAAUUAUAAUAUUACAGAGUAACCUAAAAAAGAUUAGGAAAAAAAGAAAUAAGAUAAAUUACAAUUCAAAAAUAUUUUGAAAUUAAAAAAUUUAAUUGACUUAGAAAAAAAUUUAUCUUAUUCUAAUACUUAAAAUAAAAAUUUAAACAAAAAGGAUAUAAAAAUUUUAAAAGAAAAUGGACUAAUUGAUAUUAAUGGAGUAAUAGGACUAAUAAUUUAAUCUGAGCUUAAACUCCCUAUGAAGAAAAGAGUAUUAACAAAAUAAUUAAUGGAAAAACUGCUUACAGGAUAAUCUCUCUUUUAACGUAUGGUGUAAGGGUUAUUGAUUGAAUUUUUGAUAGAAUGCAUUCCUGUAUGUUAAUAAAUUCUUCUUUUACUUAAAAUGGAAUCUACUAAAUUUUAUAGUGAAAAAGAUUGGUAUAAAGCAUAUAUUAUUUUUGGAUAAUAUUAAUAGAAUUAAGACUAAUUUCCAACAUGUAAACUAAAUGAAGAAUCCAUUAAAUUAGCUUUUCAACAAUUUGCAUCAGAAAUGGAAACAUAUUAAAAAAAUUUAAUUGAUAAAUAAUCAAUAAAUUAAACAUCACAAAAUAUUUUAACUACAGUUAAUUCAUUUAACUUAAUUUAGUAUUUGGAGUGUUUAGUAUCAUAUAUGCCAUUAAUAGAACAAUAUUUAUAUACUUAAUUAUUAGGUGUUUCAAUCAAAAAAUAAAAAAUUUAUGAAAUAUCUAAGGGUGAGUGUUUCCAUUGCAAUUCUUUUAAGAUUCGUUCUAUCAAAAGUUAUGAAACAAGAAAAGGGUGCUCAUGCUGUACUCAUGCUGAAAAAUUUCUAAAUCUCAACGAUGUAGAAAAAGGACUUUCUGAUUAUUAAAAGUUACCUGAAUGGAUUAAAAUCGAUUUUUAAAAAUAAUCCAUGAAAAUAAAAGGUAUCCCAAAAGAGGAAAAUAUAGGUUAACAGAGAAUAAAGAUAUAUGAUUACAAUGGAUAUCUUUUAAGAUAAUUUGAUAUUUAAGUACUACCAGAAAGGAAAGAAAAAUAAAACUAAUUAGAGGAAAUAAAAACAGAAAAUUAAUAGAACUCAAAAAUAUUGAGUCCUCUAAGAAAAAAAAGAUUUAAUAACAAAGGAUUCCUACUAUCUCAAUCUUUAUUUAAAAAUAAUUUAUUUAAAAAGUAAAAAUCUUUAAGAGAAACUAUAUAAUUUGAUGAUAAUAUUCCAAACAAAAUUUAAUCCUAAGAAUUUAAAUCUAAUUCUAGAAAUAAUUAAAAUAUUACAUCAAUUAAAUGUUUUACUUUAUAAUAAUGA